Molecule: messenger RNA, 795 nt
Organism: Exophiala aquamarina CBS 119918
Lineage: Eukaryota; Fungi; Ascomycota; Eurotiomycetes; Chaetothyriales; Herpotrichiellaceae
Exons: 1
Coding region: 1-795 (264 amino acids)
Source: RefSeq, a predicted model, not a curated record
AUGUCGCCAAACCACCGAUACAACCUCGUCACAGACCGUGACAAUGAAGAAGUCAAGGACGAGCUUCACGACGAAACUCCACCUGCUCGCACACCCUGGUUGAAGUACCUGUUCUUCCUACUGCUGGCAUUUAGCACUGCGUUCGGCGCUACUUUCGGAGUUGUAGUUGCCAACUCUUAUCUUCAAUCCAGCAACAGUGUAGCAUCCAGUGCCACCCCGUCCCCAACGUUGACCUCAGAGCUCGCUCUUCCCCCUACCACUUCUGUCGACGACCAGGAAGACGGUACCGACAAUGAUCCCGCCGAACUACUCGGCAAGAUCCUCGAUUGCGGACACUCCUUCGAGGAAGCUCGCGCCAAGGGCUGUGUUUACGACGUCAUGAUGCAAGAUUGGGUCCCCGAGCCUUGCUACGACCCCGUUCUGACCGAAAGAUACCUCGCCGAAGGAAACUACACCUGGUACAAAGACGGCGACGGAACCGUCAUGUCAGACGAGGAAAUGCGGAAAGGCGAACACGGCGACGCAUGGAUGACAGGAAAUUACCACAAAGCCCACUGUAUCUUCUCCUGGGAAAAACUCAUCCGUGCUCUCCGCAACAACAAGGGUAUCAGUCAGGAACUUCUGUCCUACGAUCACGUCCUUCACUGUGAAAUGCAAACUCUUGGCGGAGAGAUGCACAAGAAACGUGACGAUGGCGGCAUUGGUGUCCGAGCACCCACUAACUAUGCAAAAUGUGCACUUUACAAGACCUGGAAAACCGAUUUUAUUCCCGACAAACACUCUUCCAUUGAGUAA